This is a messenger RNA of Selaginella moellendorffii, 3636 nucleotides long. Its product is annotated as putative pentatricopeptide repeat-containing protein At3g13770, mitochondrial. Gene Ontology annotation, biological process: RNA modification. The transcript is spliced from 2 exons. Gene Ontology annotation, molecular function: zinc ion binding; RNA binding; protein binding. The record is from RefSeq and is a predicted model, not a curated record. Lineage: Eukaryota; Viridiplantae; Streptophyta; Lycopodiopsida; Selaginellales; Selaginellaceae. Bases 115 to 2748 code for a protein of 877 amino acids.
GUUCAUUCUCAUGUUGCUAGCGCUGGUUGUGACGACGUUUUCUUGUCUAGCACCCUGGUCGAUGUCUAUGCAAAGUGUGGGAGCUUGAGGGACGCUCGGGCCGUGUUUGACAAGAUGGAUCUCCACGACGUGGUUUCAUGGACGGCUUUGAUCCUGGGCUACGCAGAGAACAGCAGGCCUGAGCUCGCGCUUCAGCUGUUUCUACACAUGGAAACGCUAGCAAAUGCGCCAACUUUCGCCGGAGCAGUCAAGGCUUGCUCGUUUCUGGCACUCAAGGAGGAAGGCAAGCUGGUCGGAAUGGAUAACAGGGGGACUGUCAGGAUCAGAGCUUUGGAGAAGGCCAUGGCUAUUCAUUCCCAGGCGGCAAGCAGUGGCUACUUAUCGGACAUCUUCCUGCAAAGCUCUCUGGUAGAUUUGUAUGGGAAAUGUGGGAGCAUGCUUGACGCUCGCCUCGUCUUUGACAGGAUGCAACACAGGGACGUUGUGUCGUGGAACUCUUUGAUCCUGGGAUACGUAGAGAACGGUGAAACUCACCUGGUUUUCGAUCUACUGGCUCGGUUGACAGAAGAUUUCGCACCAAAUGAUACAAGCUUUGUUGCUGCUAUCAAGGCUUGCGCAACUCUAGCAACGACUCACGACGGGAAUGGCAGGCCUCUCAAGGGGGAGGCUCUGGAAAGAGGCACUAGCAUUCAUGCUCAGGCAAGGGACAGGGGGUUUGAGAAGGAUAAGUUCGUCACAAGCACGCUGAUCGACAUGUACGCCAAAUGUGGAGCCUUGGAAGACGCUCGCAGAGUUUUGGAGAGGGCGAGGCCGAGAGAUUCAGUGCCUUGGACUGUGCUGAUGCUGGGAUACGUAGACAACGGAGAGGAGAGGCUAGCACUGGAUCUCUUUGCUGCGAUAUUCGGCUCAAGCAGCGCUCAAACGAGUUCUCCGGCGUUCGUCGCUGCUCUCAAGGCGUGCAUCGGCUUGGCUGCACGAGAAAGCACCGACGCAAAGGUGGCGAAACUGGAGAGCCUGGAGAAAUGCAUGGAGAUCCACAGGGAAGCUGCGAGAUGCGAGGUUGAGCUGGACAUCACCUUGGAGAGCACUCUGGUGGACGCCUACUCCAAGUGUGGAAGCUUGCUAGACGCCCGCAUGGUGUUCGACAGGAUGGAGGCUCACAGCACAGUAUCGUGGACGGUCAUGCUCAACGGCUGCACGGAGAAUGGAGACGAAGAGAUGGCGCUAGAUCUGUUCGAAAGUUUGGAGCUCCAACUCCAGCUCGAGCCAAAUUCAGUCACUUUCGUCGCUGUGCUCAAGGCCUGUGCUGCUGCCGCUGCCAAAGAAGCUGGCAAGGAGAUCGACGAUGACAAGUUCGUGAAGCUCCGGUCGCUGGACAAGGCCAUGGCGAUCCACUCACGAGCUCGAGCGAAGUUCGGUGGUGGUGGCGAGCUCGACCUCGUGGUUGCAAACACGGUGGUCGAUCUCUACGCGAAGUGUGGGAGCAUGGCAAGCGCCCGGGGUGUGUUUGACGCGACGAAGCUCCACAGCGCGGCUUCGUGUGCUUCGCUCGUCCGGGGCUACGCUGAGAACAACGAAGGGGAGCUUGCUCUGGAGCUCUUUUGGCGGAUCAAGGAGAGAUUUUUAGCGGUGGAGGGCGGUGCCGGAUUCGUGGCGGCGCUCAAGGCGUGCUCGAGCCUGGUGGAUCUGAGGGGCUGCCGGGCGAUCCAUGGCGAGAUCUCGCGGCACGGCCUCCUGAUCGUGGUGGAGAGCUGCCUGGUGGACGCGUAUGGCAAAUGCGGCAGCACGAUCGAUGCGCGGCGCUGCUUCGAGGCCGUGGCGAGGAGGCGGCUGAUCGAUUGGAACGCUCUCAUGGCGGCGCACUCCCGCCAGGGCGAUUGGCGCGCGGUGGCGGAGCUCUUCCACGGGAUGCGCGACGAGGAGCUCGCGCCCGACGCGGUGAGCUGCCUGCGCGUGCUCACGGCGCUGAGUCACGCCGGGAUGGUGGAGCUCGGCCAUGGCUUCCUCGGCGCGAUGGAGACGAAGUACGGACUCCGCCCGGGCGUGGAGCACUACACGUGUACGGUGGACAUGCUGGCGCGGGCGAACCGGCUGGACGCCGCGGUGGCCGCCGUACGGGGGAUGCCGUACGAGGCCGACACGGCCACGUGGACGGCGGUGAUGGCCGCGUGCUGCCGGUGGAAGAACGCGGCCGUGGCGGAGGUCGCGUUUGGCGCGCUGCGGGCGAUCGAUCCGGGCGAUGGCGCGGCAUUCUUGCUCAUGGCGAAUCUCUACGGGAGCUUGGGUAUGUGGGAGGAGCAGUCGCGGAUCGAGGAGCUGGGGAGGAGCUGCGGCGCGCCGAGGAGAAGUGGGCGGAGCUGGUGGAUCGAUGAUAAAACGGGGAUCCUCCACCGGUUUGGGGCUGGAGAUGUGGGCCGCGGCGGCCCCGCGAUCGCGGCCAAGCUCGCGGAGAUGAGGGGCUGGAUGAUGGGCGGUGAUGUGGGCGGGAUCGCGCACAACAUUGGCGAGGAGGACAAGAGGGGCUUCGUCCUGUGCUCGCACAGCGAGAGGAUCGCCAUGGCGUGCGCGCUGGUGAGCUCGCCGCCCGGGGCGACGAUCCGGAUCGGGAAGAACCUGCGCGUGUGCGGCGAUUGCCACGCGGUGAGCGCCGUCGCGUCGCGGAUGGAGCGCCGCCGGAUCGUGUGCCGCGACGCCAGGAGGUUUCAUGUCUUCGAGGGCGGGAAAUGCUCGUGUGGAGAUUAUUGGUGAAUCGCGGGCUGACACGUGGCACAAGGAAUGAUGAAUCGCACUUUGGCACGUGUCAACCUGUUGGUGAGUUGAGCGCCAACACGUGGACAAUUUUGGUGUAUCGUGCUUUGGACACGUGGUCGCGCAUUGAAGAGAGACCACUUGGCAGAAGAUGAAGCUAUAGGGUUAUUCCAUUGUUGGAUAGCGCGACAAGGAGCAAACAAGGUGAGAUCAUCUCGAGUUUUUGGCGGUAGCUCUCUCGCGUGAUUCUCGCAUCGAUCAAAUCUAGGACAAGGAGGCGCAAUGCAGCCACACAGAGAGGACUCGGCUCCCAAUGCCGCCGCAGUGAGCGUGGAGACGCGGCUGGACAACUCGGAGCUCGGCCCGGGCAUCGCCACGGGCUCGACGGUGGACAGGACCGACAUCUCCACCGCCUCCUCGGCGGGGCUCACGGCAGCAAAGAAGAGCUUCCCCCCAAAGCCCCCGCAGCCGCGCAAGGGCGACGAGGAGGAGAUCAAGAGGGGCGGGAGUGGGAUCCAAGGCAGCAGCGAUGGCGUUGGCGGCGGGCUCCAGAGGGAGGACUCGCUGGAAUCGGCAAUGUCCAAGACAUCGUCGUCCUCCACUACCACCAUCUCGCCCAUUGUGCCGGUGACGAAAGAGGCGUACGGUGGCGGGAUCUAUGGCAAGGACGACGAGCCCAAAGACAAAGAGAAGCGGAGCAAUGGCGGACGUGGUGGCGGCGCCGCUCCUAAAGUGUACGAAGAUGGUAGCGCGAUUCCGUACAUCCAGUAGUGUAGAGAGAAUACUCUCUCUCUCUCUCUCUCUCCCCUGUGUUCUUACUCUUUUUUUUGUGGGAUUUUUUGUUCUCUCAAAGCGUUGGUUGACAGCUUUUCGCUGAUCAAAGUCUUA